Seminavis robusta is the source of this 1480-nucleotide messenger RNA. The record is from the annotation of a GenBank genome assembly. Lineage: Eukaryota; Bacillariophyta; Bacillariophyceae; Naviculales; Naviculaceae.
AUGAGAAUUCUCGCCCAGUCCAUUACACACCUGUAUCCACGUCAAGUAGAGCACUCCAACAACAAAGUUGUUCUCUUGAUUGCCCUGUUUGGUGUCAUGAAGCUCAACUCUGUGCUUCAGUUGUUCUGUUUAUUUCCGGCUGCCGCAACUGCCUUCGUUGUCCCUGCUCCCAGGCGAGUUUCCCAUUCCUUUUUGUCGCUUUCGACUCAAGAUGGCUACAAUGAUGCUGCUGGUGGAGGCAGCAGCAGUGGUGGUGGAGCAUGGAAACUGGGGAACGAUUUUCCUCAAUUGCUGAACCAAUGCGCCAUUCAGUCCUUCCUGACCGUUGUUCGGAGCCUACGAGACCCACAAACCAUUCGAUGGGUACACAACUUCACACAGCCCGUUAUCCCUAAAAGCAAGAGUAGCAACGCUCGACUGACAGGCACCACGGAAGCAACCAAUGCCAUUACCAGUGAUACAAACGUAAAGAACCCAGAUGGCAAGUCCUACAGCAAGUUGCUCACCUACCAUGGAUUGGGGGUUAUGAACACUACCCUGUUCCCAACCUGGAAAUGUUACUUUGCAGAACUAUUGGAAAAGCCAAUGGAAGUGUUUGUGGUGCAGUCGUCGGGUAUUGAGGUCAAGGAUUAUGAAUUGGAUAUCAAUCCAGCUUCCUUGUGCACUCGAAUCAUCUCGGUCAGGGAGCAGAUUGCCGAAGAGUUUGCGCAUGACUUGGGCGUAAUGGCCAACAUGGGACAACAUACCAUGGAUAGCUACUGGGAUUAUCUCGACAAUCAGCUCGACGAGGACGAAGAUUACACUACUACAGACCAACUCACGCCAAUUGGAGUUGAUCGCAGUACUACAUCCAAUCCAGUCACCAUGUCAUCAGGAGCUGACGGCAGUCCAAGACGACUUCCACCACACAAUUUAGUUUUCUUGGAGUAUAGCCUUGACUCAAUGGGUGACAUGAUGUUUUCUCCGCUCCGAAAAGGAAACUUCGAUCUGGUUACCCUCCUAGCAACGCAGGAAAGCAUCCAUCGAAUAUUGAACAAGGACAACAACAGAGAGGAGAGUUUUGCAAUUUAUCAAAAGUAUCUACUCAACUUUUAUGUCGAACGACUGGAAACCCACUUCACCGGAAUCCAACGUUACGGCCGCGCCGAUGACUUUUUGGAAGAAUUGCUCUUUGCACCGCCGGCUUCCAGAGUGAGCAUGGAUGCUGGCUUUUCCGCAUUGGUCGAUCCUGUGACAGUAGCGGAAAUGAUACUCAAGGAAAGGAGACAAGUAGCUUUGGAAUGGCAAGCAAUGAGCAAAGAUGUGCCCAAUCAGCACAUUGAAAUCAAACGACUCCAACUGGACCGGCUUAUGCAAUCAUAUAACAAGCAGGACGUUCAAUAACAUAAGGAAAGCAGCAUUGUGCUAACUAGAGCUAGGUGGACUACAAGUCAAGUUUGCGAACUGUAAAAGUUGAUUGUCUGAACAUGGAGUCCAAGGU